GUUCGCCGUACCAUAGUUCAAACGGCAGUAGUUCAAAUGCGGAUCCACCGACUUUUGCUGCCUGUUUUUCUCAGUUUUUUACGAACAAUUAUUGGAGGUGGAGUGUUUCCUCUGAGAAUGCCGGAGGUUCGUCCAACCAGGAAUGAGGUUUAUCUUUGCUCUGCUGUGGAAAUUGGAACAAAGGGAAGAUAUUGGGUGAGAGGCUUUAAGCCGGUGGUUAUACCAGGAACCAUGCAUCAUAUGGCUGUAGUAGGAUGCAGUAGAUAUCCCCCAGUUACUCCUGCUAAUGUAUGGAACUGUGGCAGUAAUGGAAACCCUGUUUUGGAACCCGGCUUCCCCGCACUCAAUACCACAUGUUCUGCCGGAGACAUGAAAAGCAUGACCCUGUUCCUUUGGUCAAGAAAUGGGGAAACCUACAUACUACCAAAGGAUGUUGGGUUCGCAAUUGGAGGUGAUUCCCCAGUUCAGCAUUUAGUUCUUCAAGUUCAUUAUAUUAAUGUUCAACAUCUUCCUGAACAUGGAGAUAUUUCAGGGGUAGAUAUACUCUACACAGAUACAGAACCUCUAAGAACUGCUGGUAUGAUGUCGGUACAUGUGAACACAAAUGUUCCAUCUUUUUCAAAGACAUAUCAGGACGGAGGGUGUAGGAUUGGAGAGAAUAAGAUACUGCAUCCCUUUUCUUAUUUGGUUCAUACACAUGCUUUAGGACAGGUGGUUUCAGUUUGGAGAGUACGACGUGGUGGGUUAGUCAGGGGCAAAGAUGAUUGGACAUUGAUUGGGAAGAAAUCUCCUCUCAAGCCUCAAUCAUUUUACCCUGUAGAAGACAAAGAUUUGCAGCUACAGCCUGAUGAUAACAUUGCUAUAAGAUGUACAAUGCUAAAUUUAAAAAGAAAAGAUGUGAAACAGGGGUUAGCUAGCUAUGAUGAGAUGUGUGACGUGUACAUAAUGUAUUGGGUUUAUGGAAAUCACUCAAACCUUCUUCAGGGAGAAGUUGCAUGCCACGCAGACGGUCCCCCAGCGGUAACCUGGCGGUCAUUUGGUUUCAAUAAUAUACCUGACCUUGAGGCCUCUUCUUUAGAUGUUGAUAAUUAGAUAAAUCAUAUAUGUAUAUUGUAUAGACAUGUAUUUAUCUAUUUAAGAAAGCUAUUCGUUCAUGAAUAUAUAUAUUUCAGUUUUUAAACUUUUAUUCAAAACUGAAUUAUAUUAACAAAAUUUUUCACGAUUCACGAUGAUCCUCAGUAAUAAAAAUAUAUUUAUAAGUUAGCUAUAACUGGCCAAACGGCGGGACCAACUUGGCUGAAUAAGGGUGGUUACAUGGAAUAAAAUAUAUUUGGAAAUUUUGUAAUUUUCACGGAGGGGCUCUUCAGCUAUAAGUGUGAUUUAAUACCAAGUGCGGGUAAACGGUGAAAGUAACUAUGAAUAAUAAUAUAAGCCUGGGCAACGCCCAGUGCUCCAUGACUAGUUAUAUAUUCACAGUUUCAUUAUGUAUUAUGUAUUAUGUUAAAAAUAUAUAAAAAUGGAUUUUAAC
Molecule: messenger RNA, 1528 nt
Organism: Eurytemora carolleeae
Lineage: Eukaryota; Metazoa; Arthropoda; Copepoda; Calanoida; Temoridae
Product: peptidylglycine alpha-hydroxylating monooxygenase
Exons: 16
Coding region: 37-1092 (351 amino acids)
Biological process (GO): peptide metabolic process
Cellular component (GO): membrane; extracellular region
Molecular function (GO): copper ion binding; oxidoreductase activity, acting on paired donors, with incorporation or reduction of molecular oxygen, reduced ascorbate as one donor, and incorporation of one atom of oxygen
Source: RefSeq, a predicted model, not a curated record